AUGCGCCUUCAGCUGUGGGACACGGCUGGUCAGGAGCGAUUCCGAAGCUUGAUCCCUAGCUACAUCCGGGAUGCCGCGGCCGCGGUGAUCGUCUACGACAUCACGAGACAGUCAUCCUUUCAGGGAACAAGGGCCUGGAUCUCUGACGUCCGGGCCGAGAGAGGCAAGUUUGAGUGCUUGGUGGUUUGUUGCCUAUUUGUUGCCGCUUGA
Molecule: messenger RNA, 210 nt
Organism: Symbiodinium natans
Lineage: Eukaryota; Dinophyceae; Suessiales; Symbiodiniaceae
Source: the annotation of a GenBank genome assembly